Thermothelomyces thermophilus ATCC 42464 is the source of this 657-nucleotide messenger RNA. RefSeq lists its product as uncharacterized. Bases 1 to 657 code for a protein of 218 amino acids. The record is from RefSeq and is a predicted model, not a curated record. Lineage: Eukaryota; Fungi; Ascomycota; Sordariomycetes; Sordariales; Chaetomiaceae. The transcript is spliced from 3 exons.
AUGUCUUUCUCAACCUGUCUCCUCGAAGUUGGGCAAUUGUGGAGAACCACUCUGUCAGCCGCCUGUCUGCCCUACGGUUUUGGGCUGCACCCCUAUCCGUAUUUUAGCAGGACUCCAACUCGCAAGUGUCUCUCCCGCAAGCAAAGGCAUACCAGCCAUGGGCACACCUGGCCAAACCAGCCCAACAAGCGAUGGACAAAGCUCGCACUGUGGUCACCGCCCUCAAAAGAGGAUUUUGAUCCUCGCAGCCGGUGCCGGGGCGAAAACGGCCUCCUCUUCUUCCUCUUCUUCUUCCUCGUUCUCAUCGUUGUUGUCGUCGUCCGACAACGUCACCGUGGGUGUAUCAUUACCAUCGCCGUCGCUGAUCACGAACAGGAUGAGGAUGGCACGGCCUUCCAAGGCCUCCAGCGCAGGUUUUGGGACAGGAAGGCGCCGCCGCCGUCGCAGUACCAUGCGCACUCCCCCGAGAGGGAGAAGGCGGGCACGCUCAAAGAACGGAUCAAGGUCAUCCCUAUCAAGCACAUGGCUUGGUGCCGUCCGCUUUGCAAAAGUGUCAUCCAAGAUGCGCGUGGUGGUGUGCGUUGGGUGGAUCGCUGUUCCCAUCUGCACGGGGUGCAACUGGCCAUUCAAGCAAGACAUUUUUCUCUGAUCGCCUGA